This is a messenger RNA of Didymodactylos carnosus, 1701 nucleotides long. NCBI's taxonomy places the organism in Eukaryota, Metazoa, Rotifera, Eurotatoria, Philodinida, Philodinidae. The record is from the annotation of a GenBank genome assembly.
AUGAAAACGACUGCUUUUGGUUCUGAACAUGAUCUUGGCGAACGAGAUGCUCUUUAUUGCAGGGUAAAAACGACGCAAACAAGUUACAAGCUCACUUACCCACUUUAUAACGGUGCUGGUGAGCGUGAGGGUGAGGGUGUGGAGGGUGAGGGUGAGGGUGUGGAAAUCACCGCGGUAGUAAAUGCAUCUCUAAAUCCAGCAGACAUUCCUGAACGCACGACCCCUCCUCCAGUUACGCAACCAGCAACACAGACCUUUGGCACAUUGGCGUCAUAUCCACCAUUUACUCACGCAACUGUACCAGAAGUUAUUUCACCACCAUCACCACCAAGCAGUCGACAGUCGCAAUACAAGCAGCAAGGGUCUCGCCGACCAGCAAUCUUACGUAAAAUCCGUCAGACAAUUGGAAGCUUAGAAGAAAUUCCAAUAUUUCCUGCCGCCAAACGACCUCGUACCGGCACACCACAUCCGACCUCGCCACCACUAUCCCACCGGCACUUCGCACCCAUAGUCGCAUCAUCGCCAAUGGUAUCAAAACUAUUAGUUCCACUAAUGCCAAGAGUCGUCACAAGUACAUCACCACCACGCCUUAAUACUCAAUCCACAAUCACACUGGCGCCCGCAACGGCUCUCCCGCCACGCACGACUAGCAAUGCCUCACAAGCAGUAUCAACCAGCAUCGCCCCUUUAGUACCACAGCCACUGGUACCGGUACAACGGCAGCAAUCGCAGGCAACCAUAGAGCAAGUCCAUAAGCCACCAGUGUGGAUGAUGCCAGUAAAAAGCUGGAAAUCAUCGUCGUCAAUUCAACAAACCUCAGGAACGUAUAACGGCAAAAAGCAACGGUUUCAAAAUGGCACCACAUCAAAUUUCAACUCAUACACAAAUAUUACCAGCUACAUUCCACCACCACCACCCACUAUCCCGCCACGUCUACCCAAAACCAAUGCACCACGGCCAACUGCAGUACCACUCAUGCAACUGGACUUAAAAGCGCGUCGAACGCAGCAACGAGCUCAGCAACAAAGUAGGUACGUAGCUACAAAUAAUAGAUUCAAUUUCUUUUUAGAUAGGCAGCAUGACCCAUAUUAUGCAACACCGCCAACAGCAGAUGCCGAGCAACAGAAUUAUAUGGCUCCCCUACCUCCACCACGAUAUACGACCGUAACCGCAAAACCAAAAAAACCAUACGCAAAACCAUACGCACAACCAAAGAAUGUACAACAACAUGCAGCUCCACCACCGAUUGAUUUAGUUGACGAACCGCGGCAACAAGGUUAUCCAGCACAGCGAUACCAACAACGAGAUACGGCAACAGCAAUGACAAAUAAACCGAACCACGUCAUUUUAUCAGAUUCAACAAUGUCCCGUUUUCGGCUGUCUCAAUUUAACAACAACACAAUCACCAGUGGUCAACUCCGCUACCUCCUAGCCCAGGCUGAAAGCGUCACACUUGUUAUCGGCACAAAUGACAUUGCAUGGAAUGUCGCCAGCACCGUUAUAAAAUAUCCUGAUUGUCCUAAAUGCCUUAAAUAUCCUAAAUACCCUAAAUAUCCUAAUCAUCCUAGAUAUCCUGGAUAUUUGGGGUAUUUGAGACAAUCAGAAUAUCUAGGACAUUUAGGAUAUUUAGGGUAUUUAGGAUAUUUAGGGUAUUUAAGACAAUCAGGAUAUCUAGGACAAUUAGGACAAUCUAAUAAUUAG